Messenger RNA from Cornus florida, 1613 nucleotides. RefSeq names its product uroporphyrinogen decarboxylase. The record is from RefSeq and is a predicted model, not a curated record. Gene Ontology annotation, biological process: porphyrin-containing compound biosynthetic process. Bases 170 to 1354 code for a protein of 394 amino acids. The transcript is spliced from 6 exons. Gene Ontology annotation, molecular function: uroporphyrinogen decarboxylase activity. Lineage: Eukaryota; Viridiplantae; Streptophyta; Magnoliopsida; Cornales; Cornaceae.
UACAUUUAGCCCCCUUAUCUUUUAUCCGUCACUUGUCCAUCUCAAUCCCCAUCCCCAUACCCAACCAGACACACACACAGAAUACUUCAAUAACAGAUUUAAGAGAUUUUAAGAAAUGCGAACUAUUCCCAGACAAGGGGAGGUUUAGACUUGCAAUUUACCGGCGAACAUGUCGUGUUUUUACAGUUCUUGUUCCUUCUCUUCUUUCUCUGCUGUCUCCAUCUCUCCCAAAUCAACUUCCACUUCCGUUCGCCCAAAUUUGAGGCCUAAAAUCCACUGUGCCGUUGCAGGAAGUGUUGCAGAAAGGGAGGUUGUCAAUGCAACUGAGCCCUUGUUGCUUAAUGCAGUUCGAGGUCAGGAAGUGGAAAGACCCCCAGUUUGGCUAAUGAGGCAAGCAGGGAGAUACAUGAAGAGUUACCAAGUCAUCUGUGAGAAAUAUCCUUCUUUUCGUGAAAGAUCAGAAAAUGUUGAUCUUGUAGUAGAAAUUUCUCUACAGCCGUGGAAAGUAUUUAAACCUGACGGGGUCAUUUUAUUCUCGGAUAUUCUAACACCUCUUUCUGGGAUGAACAUACCUUUUGACAUUGUAAAAGGGAAGGGUCCUGUCAUAUUUAAUCCUCUAUGCACAUCUGCUGAUGUUGAUCAAGUGAGAGAAUUUAUUCCUGAGGAUUCAGUUCCAUAUGUAGGGGAAGCAUUGACAAUCUUACGAAAAGAGGUUGAUAAUCAAUCAGCAGUGCUAGGUUUUGUUGGGGCUCCAUUCACUCUAGCGUCAUAUGUGGUUGAAGGUGGUUCGUCAAAGCACUUCUCAAAAAUAAAGCGACUAGCAUUUUCUCAACCCAAGGUACUUCAUGCACUUCUUCAGAAAUUCACGACUUCCAUGGCAAAGUAUAUUCAAUACCAAGCUGACAAUGGAGCUCAAGCUGUUCAGAUCUUUGAUUCAUGGGCCACAGAACUUAGUCCAGUUGAUUUUGAGGAAUUCAGCCUGCCUUACUUGAAGCAGAUUGUAGAUUCUGUGAAACAAACCCAUCCAAAUUUUCCUCUUAUCCUUUAUGCAAGUGGAUCAGGGGGCCUGCUUGAGAGGCUACCAUUGACAGGUGUUGAUGUGGUCAGCUUGGAUUGGACAGUUGACAUGGCUGAAGGUAGGAGAAGAUUGGGGCCAGACAUGGCAGUUCAGGGCAAUGUGGAUCCUGGCGUUCUUUUUGGUUCGAAAGAGUUCAUCACCAAACGGAUAAAUGAUACCGUGCAGAAAGCAGGUAAAGGCAAACAUAUUUUGAAUCUUGGCCAUGGCAUCGUAGUAGGUACACCGGAGGAGAAUGUUGCCCAUUUCUUUGAGGUUGCGAAAGAAAUUAGAUAUUAAAAGUUGACUUGAGAUUAGUUGGUUUUCUGUCUUAAGUUUCACCUAUCAUUAGUUCCAUUUUUCAGUCCUUGUUCAUUUGUUGUUCAAUACUGCUCCAAUGUGAGAAAGGCAACCAUGUUACAAUGUAGGAUAGGAAUUUGGUUGGUCUGUACUCUAUCCAACAUGAAUUUAUUUGAGAAGUUAAUAUUUGUACCUUUUUGUACCCUUCGGAAAACGGCAUUGUGAUGGACCUCAUUUAAUUGUCUGCUCUGUUUGUGCU